Venustampulla echinocandica is the source of this 2013-nucleotide messenger RNA. Its product is annotated as FYVE zinc finger. Bases 1 to 2013 code for a protein of 670 amino acids. The transcript has 2 exons. Lineage: Eukaryota; Fungi; Ascomycota; Leotiomycetes; Helotiales; Pleuroascaceae. The record is from RefSeq and is a predicted model, not a curated record.
AUGCACCCCAGCGUGGCUGAUCAGUGCAUUGUUCCCGAGGACGCGGUGGGCUCAGCCGUGCUCCUCGAUGCUAAGGUCCACACCCCUUCACAUACGCCCGCCAGCGAAACCACGAAUGCAAUCGCAGACACGUCCGCCAUCUACUCCGACAUGCCCCCAAAUUCAUCGCUCGAAAUGGUAGAUCAGUGCAUCGUCUGUUUAGAGGACUUGACCACCAAUGUCGACGAGGAUAUCCACGAGCUUCAACAUGGGAAUGAGUCGGCGGGCUCGAUCACCAAGCCACCUACUCGAACCAACCAACAACUCAUUGCCUUGAUCAAACCUUGCGGCCAUAUUUUGCACGACGACUGCCUCAGAGAAUGGUCCCAAAAAGCAAAUAGCUGUCCUUUUUGUCGGCACACAUUCAACUUGGUGGAGGUACUGGAUACCGUUGGUGGUACCGUCCUGUCCGAAUAUGCAGUUGAAGAUAAAAAGCAGGUCGCGUCCACCGAAUUCGACCCUGCAUGGAUUGAAGAUACCGUGGAGGAGGAAGAAAUCAGGCCUUGCCCAGUCUGCGGAAUGGCCCACGACGAAGAUGUCCUCCUUCUGUGUGAUCUAUGCGAUGCUCCAUAUCAUACAUAUUGCAUUGGCCUCUCUUCAGUUCCAGCUGGACAAUGGUUCUGUAUGGAAUGUAUGCACGAGGGAGCCGCAGCAAGAAACGCUGUGCUCAGGGAAGCACUGCAUGAUUCACGCUUCUCCCAAGUUCGUCGUUUCCCCAGGACACAGGGUAGCAUUCGACGUACCCGGGAGCGCGUGCGAGCGGAUCAUUGGUAUGGCACUUGGAGUCUGUUCAGCAACCGUGUUCAUGAUGCUGUGGGCUUGGAUCUAGACUUCUCAGAUGACGAUCAAGCUGUUAUGACUACCUUUCGACGAGCCCAACGCCGCCCGUCGAGUGAAAGCAGGGAAUUCCGCCGAUGGCAGCAGAGGCUGAAUAUCGCCAGUCGCCAAGGUGCUCGGGAUGCUUUCCGCGUGACAGUUCCUCGUGUUCGGUCCCCAACGCCAUCGAUGUCUGCUGAGACGAGACAAGAAUCCAGAGCUUGGGGGGCGUUUGAAAGGGCGAAAGAAAUGGAUACAGGGGUAGUAAAGAAUAGGAAGCGGAAGUCCAGAUCGUCAGCGACCUCAGCAGCAUCAUCGCCAUCUGAAAGUUCAUCCGAGUUACCCAGGGAACCAGAACGGAAGCUGAAGCGACCACGGACAAGGCGGGUAUUGACUCACCCCGAAUCAUCGUCCUCGACGUCAAUGGCACAGCCAACUGUGCAGCCAAACCGCCAAAUGUCUCCACCUCCACACCCGGCCCCGGAGUCGAACUCGGAACCCUCAUUCCUCUCGUCUCUUCUGAAGGAAGUUGAGAGGGGGGCCACGUCUGACGACGACACAUCUAGGACCACCUUCGGCGCGACGGCGGUGUCAGGUGGCUAUCGCGUUACCAGCCCAUCCAUUGAAUACUGUUCAACCGGUGCAUCACCAUCGCGGUCAUCAUCGCACACGCCCCGAGCCACAUCCAUCACACCACCUCCCCACAUAUCCAAACGACACGCCUCGCCUCCCCCACUCAGCUCACGGGUGGAACCUAUAUAUCCCCGCUCUGAUUAUUCACCCAAUCGAUCUCCGGGGGGAAGCUCCAAGAAAACCGAACAAGAUCCAUCUAGUCCUACAACUGAACUUCGACAACCACGACCAAGAAGACAAAAUCCAAGACCACUAGCCCUUUCGCGCUCACCAGAUUCCUCACCAGUCCGUACAACCAUGUCUGCUGAAGCUAAAGAGGGGAUCAAUAAGAUUGUCAAAUCUGCUCUUGCACCUUACUGGAGAUCUGCCGAGAUCAGCAAAGAGCAGUACGCCGACAUUAAUCGUGACGUAUCAAGAAAGCUGUAUGAGGUUGUUGCAGAUCGUGACACCUCUAACGACAAGGAGAAAUGGGAGAAGAUCGCAUCGGUCGAAGUUGCAACGGCUGUGCAAGGAGUGAAGAUUUAA